CGUCUAGGGUUUCAACCCCACCACAGAUCCUCGACCCCCUCCAAUCCCUUAAUCCCUUCGCUAUCCCGCAGCGAAACCCUGUUGAGUGCCCUUCCAUCGUUUCGAAUUGCUCAAAUCUGCGCUUACAUACAUGACGCAUGCCAACAAUGUGACAUCUCUGUGCCGCAUGGAAACAACGUGAGAGCGAGGAGCCGCGGAUGCUUCAGGGAUGAGGGUUGGCAAGAAGAUGAUGGGGCAUUGAACAGCAUAUCAUAAUUGUAUCCUGUGUAGACUUGCGCGUAAUCGAAUUGUAAGGUAGGAGCGGAUCUAAAUGAUUUAUAGGACGGAAGACUUCUAUAACCUGGAAUAUGGUAGUACUGAACUUUAGUCGGAGACUAUAUUACUCUUGCACUGUCAAAAGAACAUCGUACUCAGAUUUGGUAACCUCCCGACGAGCUUCACCGGGCUUGUUAUCAGAGUCAACCCACUAGCUACCUCGAGAUAAGAAAUUCUCCAGUGUCACCGAUCAAUCUCAGCAAGAAGGAUGACACAGGAGCGACUGUAGGAAUCUCUUUCGUCAGAGCAAAGUAUCACGAAUAUCCGAAAUAAGUAGCAAAAAACAGCACUUUCACCUUUGAAGAGGAACACCUGAAGCAUAACUGCGGUUGUCCGAACCAACCAACGAGUACAAGCUUUUAUUCACUUGUAACACGUUCUGGAAGACCAUGUCUUUCACCAUCGACAACAAGUCCAAUUUGGAAGGACACUUAUCAGAUAACGUCGUCCUGGGCAAGCAUGUGAUAGACAGAAGAACGAGGAAAGGCGAUCCUGGAUACUAGUUUUUUCUGUUUUAUACUUUCUUGUGUUUUUUUCGGCUUCUAUCUCACCAUCUUCUAUUUCAUGCAGUUGGUCACCGAGGCCGGGCGAAUCCUUUGUUGUUUUUUUUCAUCUUACUUCUGAUACCGAUGUUGAGUAGAUAUUGUAAGCCCUGUGGGCGUGUGUGUGUAGUGCUGAAUACAGUAAGGUACACCAUUGUUUGUUAGUUGGUUCAUUAUUGGGUCACCUCGGAUUUGCUUGAACUAGUUUCUUGCAUUCAUUGUUGAAUAUUGAAUUUUGAGGUGGAAAUCCUCGUGUCGGAGCCUCUCCAUCUUCGCUUUCGGGCGACCCCAGAAUCAGUCAAAUUGGAGUUAGAACGAAACUCUUUGGAACUAAAUUCAAGUGGUCAUCUGCCCCUUCGCAUCUUAGAUUACCCAACCAACCAAUUGAAAAAUCAAUGAUCAAUUGUGAAAUAUUGGAUUGCUACAAAUACUGGUGUUGUUAAACUUCAUCAACAAGCGAAGGAUUGUUCCAGCAGUUGGUGUCGUAGUCUAAGGUGAGAAAGCGCAUUACUUUCCCUUUUUUGCAUAAAUUCCGUUAUCCCGAUUGGUUUUACCAGUUACUAUACAUCACAGAAUCUGGUUUAUUUUUAGAACUAGUUCAGUCAAGAAUCUAGUCGUGAUACAUUUCACAUUUGACUAAAUUAUUAUAAAAAAUCUUCAUUUAUACUUAAUUUGGAUGUUUGUUUUUGGUACACCUUUGAUCUAAAUGAUUUAAAAGAUGGAAGAGUUCUUCAAGUUGGAGUAUGGUGAGAACAUCUUCAAACUUGUUUGUUUACUAAGAUUUUGAGUCUGUUGAUCCAUUUGUUGCAUAGGGUAGACUUUUCAUUGAUUGAUUACUUCAUUUGUGUUAUUUGUAUAAUGAUUGAUUUAGGAAACAUAAAAUAUUGGAAAAAAAAAGCUUAUAAACUUAAUAAGAGGAUUAGAUAUCAUUUUAAAUAGAGUAGUGUUAUGGCAUAUCAUAUUUAUAGUAAAAUAUCAAGAAUUAUUGUUAUUAGAUAAUUAUUGAAAGAUGGAUGGCAUAUUGAGAAAAUGAUCUAGUUUAAUUAUUACCAAAGAUAUGAUUCAAUUUUGUUUGUAUGAAUCAUGUGUAAUAAUUUAUAUAUUAAUCAAUUUUGUUCACAUAUAUGUUGUCUUUAUGUGAAAGUUUUGUAGCAAUUGAAGAACAUUUCAAGAAUCUAUGGUUGCAUGAUGAGGAAGUAAAUUCAAGGAUCAAUUGUUAGUUUUAUUUUGAGGUGAAUUAUAUAUAUUUUCUAAAUAUUUGCAAUGGCCUAUCUUGUUAAGAUGUUUAUGAAGCAUGUCUUAGAAAUGUGGAGGUUUUUAUUUGGUUGUUGUACAUUGGGAUUGUCACUUGCCAUGGAAUUUCGUAACAAAUUUUUAAAGGAUAUUGGAGUUGUACUCAAAGCAAGAGAAGUUGAUAUUGAAGAUGAACUUACUCAAUGCUAUAAUUACAAUCAAGAAAUAGAGGUGUUAUUGAAGACUAAAGUUAUAUUGAAUAAAAAACAAUGUGUAAAUAUUUGCCAACCACUUGGCCGUGUUAUCAAAGUAUUUGAAGUCUUGAGAGCUUGUAGCAAUGGAAGAAGUGAGUAUGAAGUUCUAUUUUGUGAAUUCCAAUAUACAAUAUUGAAGAUAUACAAGUUGAUAAAAGCUUGUGCACAAGAACAAUGGUAUGAAGUAAGUAUCUUUCAAAUGGAAAACAAAGAAAUGUUUAGAGAGUUAUUAUGGGACUUAAAGACUUGUCAUGAUGUGGGAAUUGAUCAAUUAUCAAAGAAGUGUCCAAAAAUGAUGGAGGUGAUUACACCCAUAUUGUUUGAUGUUUCAACUUAUGAAGAAGUUAAACGUGAUAGUGAAGAACUUUUCAAAAGAUUGGACCAUAAAAGUAAAGAUACUCAAUUUAAAGAUCAUGACUUGGUAAACUAUCUAUCAACAAGAUUGACAAACUUGUGGUAUGUAGAAGAUGGAGAAAUGGAUUUUUUGGAAGUAUCAAGUGAUAUCAAAAGUUUAGAGCUUGGAAGAAUUAUAAAUGAGGGUGCAUUUGGAAAAGUUUAUGAAUCAAAGUGGUUUGGACUUGCAAUUGCAACAAAAAUAAUGGAUGCUAGUUGGAAUGAUAUGUUCAUAAAAGAAAUAGGUAUCUUGGCUAUUACAAGCCAUCCAAACUUGAUCAAAUAUUAUUAUGCUGCCAAAAGUGAUGCAAAUAGGAAUGGAGAGUCUCCAACAUUGAAUUACUCAAGGGAGAAAGUAUACUUGGUGAUGGAAUUGAUGCAAACAAGUUUGAGCAACAUAUUGGAGGCAAAAAGAGCAAUGCCAUACUACUUUCUUAUUGAUGUUAUUUAUCAAAUUGCAAGAGGAAUGUGUUAUUUACAUGACAUGUAAAUUGCACAUCGAGAUUUAAAGCCGGAUAAUGUGCUACUUAAUAUUUUAAAUGAUAGUAAAUCUAAUAAUGGUUUUCAUCAUCCUGUUGUGAAGUUGAUUGAUUUUGGUUGUUCAAAGAUCAAUGUAGGUAGGAAUCCAAAAGUUAAAGAAAAUACAUACAUAUAUGGAACUUUAAGAUACACAGCUCCAGAGAUAUUGAAAAGUACAAUGAAAUCAAUAAAGAUGUGUGCUUUUGAAGCGGAUGUGUAUUCUUUUGGAAUGACAUGUUCUAAGAUUCUUUCAGGUGAAGAUCCAUUUAAUGGUAUGUACUCUAAAGAAGAAUUAUUGAAAAAGUUUGAAAGCGGUGAAAGACCAAAGUUGCCUUUAAAUUGUAAUGAUUUGAGUAAAUUGAUUGAAGAAUGUUGGACUUUGAAUCCUUCUAAAAGACCUAGUUUUGGAGACAUUUGCAAGAGACUCACAACUUUGAAGAAAAAAUACUUGGUGGGAAUUGAUGUAGCCAAAACACCUCAUUUUGGAGCAAUUAAGAAAGAAGAUCAUGAAAGGAGUAAAUCAAAAGAUGUUGAUGUUGAUGAUACAUUGGUAAACUUUAUAUUUGAGAUUUGGUGUAAUAUAAACAUUGCAUUGGUUUAUUUGAUUUCAAGAUCUACAUAGUCAAAUAUGUGUAAUUUAAUGAAGUUGGUUUGUCAAAAUAUGAAUAUGUGGUUAGAUUUUUUUUUUUUAGAGAUUGGCAUAAAUUGUAUAUUAUUUUAACAUCAUGAUUUGAUUAUUUGAAUAGAGACAUGUUUGUAAAGACAAUAUAAUGGGUGUAGAACGACGUUUGUCAAACAUGAAACAAUUAUGCAAGAAUGGAAUAAAUAUAUUGUGUUUUGUUGGUAUGGGUGGAAUUGGAAAGACUACAUUAGCAAAGAUUAUAUUUGAUACCAUGCAACACAUGUACAAUGUCUCAUGCUUUGUUGAAAGUAUUCAAAAGAAUGAUAAUGGUCUUUCAAUAAUUUGCAAAGUUUUGAACUAACUAAACUUUGAAGCAAAACUAAAGAAUUUAGAAGAAGCACAAGCUAUGAUGAAACAAGUAUUGAUGAGCAAAAAAUUUAUGUUGGUCUUAGAUGAUGUGAAGGACAAGAAUCAAAUCAAUGAUGUAGUACUUUCGGAUGUUCUACAUUUUAACAAAGGUAGCAUAUUAAUUGUGACAACUCGAAAUUGGGAGGUAGUAAAAAGCUAUCCUACAAAGAUUCAUAAAUUUGAUAUUGAAGAACUUGACAAAGAUGCAAGUUUGAAGUUAUUUACAGCUUAUUCUUGUAGGGAUGGUGAUGAAUUGCCAAAAGAACUUAUUGAGAUUGGCAAAGAGAUUGUAAGAUCUUGUAAUGGAUUACCCUUGAGUUUAAAAGUUUUGGGGUCAUUUUUAGGAGGACAAAAGAGAUUGAGAUGUUGGGAAAGAGCUUUGCAAAAGUUAAGAAGAGGAAGACCUUUGGAUGGAGAUGAAAUAGAUAGUGAAUAUAAGCUAUGGACUAUUUUGAAGAUAAGUUUUGAUGCCUUAAAAGUUGAAGAAAAAAAUAUGUUUUUAGAUAUAUGUUGCUUCUUUUGUAAUAAUGUGAAAUAGGGUGGUACAAUGAAAGGCACUAUAAUACAAAUAUGGACCAAUAA
Molecule: messenger RNA, 4868 nt
Organism: Physcomitrium patens
Lineage: Eukaryota; Viridiplantae; Streptophyta; Bryopsida; Funariales; Funariaceae
Source: RefSeq, a predicted model, not a curated record